GCAGUGUUCAAAUUAUAGAAAGUGAAUCUUUCCACUGACUUUCUCUCCCUCUUCUAAUCUUUCCAUUAAACCAAACGCAGCCUUAAGUCUUAUUUCUGAGAACAGAACUUAUAAAGGGGUUAUGGUGAAUUAGAAGAACUCAGAACAAUCGUUCCGCAUCAGAAGUCACGUGCUUCGUCCGUGACUUUGUCUCCAUCACCCCGUUCUUUUCCGAUUUCUUCAAUACCUAGAGUUACUUCAACUUCAUGGCUUCCCCAACUCGUUUCGACGAUGAUUUCGAUUUCGGAGGUGAAAUUGGUGGAAGGCAUUCAGGUACUAAGAGACCGUCUCCGGAUUAUGACGAUGAAGAUUAUGAUAAUGAUCCUUUUGCACCGAAGAAGGCCAAAUCUAAAGUUGAAGAAACUGCCUCUGGUGUAACAACAGGAAUGAUCUUGUCACUUCGUGAGAGCCUCCAGAGCUGUAAGGAUCGGCUUGCUACAUGCCAAAGUGAGCUUGAGGCCGCAAAGUCUGAGAUUCAUAGUUGGCAUUCUUCAAUUCAAAAUGAGCCUGUUGUAUGUGCUGGGGCUACUCCAGAGCCAAAAAUGUUGAUGAAUUAUCUUCAGGCCCUGAAAUCAUCUGAAGAGUCAUUGAGAGAGCAGCUUGAAAAGGCAAAGAAAAAAGAAUCGGCAUUCAUUAAAACAUUUGCAAAACGGGAGCAAGAGAUAGCAGAGUUGAAAUCUGCUGUGCGGGAUCUGAAAGUACAACUCAAGCCGCCAUCAAUGCAGGCAAGGAGGUUGUUACUAGAUCCGGCUGUUCAUGAAGAGUUCACACGUUUGAAGAAUUUAGUGGAGGAGAAGGACAAAAAAAUAAAGGAUUUGCAAGAUAACAUUACGGCCAUAACAUUUACUUCCCAAAGCAAGAUGGGGAAGAUGCUGAUGGCUAAAUGUAGAACCCUGCAAGAAGAAAAUGAGGAGAUCGGAAAUCAAGCUUCUGAAGGAAAGAUACAUGAAUUGACGAUGAAACUUGCAUUGCAGAAGUCUCAGAAUACACAACUCAGAAGUCAAUUUGAAGGGUUGCAGAAGCAUAUGGAAGGACUGACAAAUGAUGUGGAGAGAUCAAAUGAAACGGUUCUUAUGUUGCAAGAGAAGCUAGACGAGAAAGGUCAGGAGAUCCAAAGACUGAAACAUGAACUCCAGCAAAAGAACUUAGCGGAGGAUGGAAGGUCUGAUGCACCACAUAGUAAGAGUGACAGCGAUAAGACGGUGGCUGAGGAGGAUAAGACGGUGGCUGAGGAGGAUAAGACGACAACUGAGGAGGAUAGGACAGCGACUGAGGAGGAUAAGACAGCGACUGAGGAGGAUAAGGCGGUGACUGAGGAGGCUGAGAAUUAAUUUUGGAUUAAUUUUUUGUAGGAAACUUUUUUUUUUAUUAUUAAGUUUCUACUGGUGGUUGUAUAUUAUAUUGAUCUUGAUUGAUUCCAUUUGAUAUACCUCUUUUUUCCAAGCAAACUAGCUGUUGUGAUGAGAAAUAAUUUUGAUCUUGCUCUAAAUGGAAUAUAAUCCUCAUUGGAGAUGGUGCUACUUUGUAACAUGAAAA
Molecule: messenger RNA, 1575 nt
Organism: Medicago truncatula (barrel medic)
Lineage: Eukaryota; Viridiplantae; Streptophyta; Magnoliopsida; Fabales; Fabaceae
Product: FKBP12-interacting protein of 37 kDa
Exons: 14
Coding region: 246-1370 (374 amino acids)
Biological process (GO): mRNA modification; regulation of alternative mRNA splicing, via spliceosome
Cellular component (GO): nucleus
Source: RefSeq, a predicted model, not a curated record